This is a messenger RNA of Scomber japonicus (chub mackerel), 3730 nucleotides long. RefSeq lists its product as uncharacterized. The transcript has 12 exons. Gene Ontology annotation, cellular component: nucleus. The coding region runs from base 22 to 2877 and encodes 951 amino acids. Gene Ontology annotation, biological process: regulation of transcription by RNA polymerase II. Gene Ontology annotation, molecular function: transcription cis-regulatory region binding. The record is from RefSeq and is a predicted model, not a curated record. NCBI's taxonomy places the organism in Eukaryota, Metazoa, Chordata, Actinopteri, Scombriformes, Scombridae.
CAGAGGGAAUGCAGGACUGCAAUGGAGCACAAUGCAAUACAGUGGUUGGGUGCUACUCCCUCCUGCCAGCGAGGCAGCUACGCCUUCUACAAGUCGGUGAGCAGCAGGAGGAAACCCGACGGCCCCGUCCAGGUGUGGAGGCUCGGAGAGUUUUACUUCAUCCGCUGCGGACCGCAGGAGCCAGUCUGCAUCGCUGAGGUGACUUUACUUUGGGAGGACCAGACGCAGCGGACACCUGCUGGCCCAGCGCUCGACUUCUACUUCCUGCCCGAAGACACACCGAAGGGUCGGACCAGGGAGCACGGAGAGGAUGAGGUUCUGGCCGUCUCCAGGAAGAUGGUGGUGCGAGUGGAGGAUUUAGUGCGAUGGUCGUGUUUGGAGCCGGUCGGUUGGAGUUCGGAGCCGACGGAGCCGACCGAGCCGUGUGAGAGGAACGAGACGAAGGAGAUGAAGGAGACGAAGGAGGAUGGUCAUGGCGUUAAGGUGCUCAGUUAUCCUCAGUACUGCCGUUUCCGCUCGCUGCAGAGACGCAUCGCGGAGCGGGCGCGAGGCCUCGGCCUGCAGGAGCCGCACCUGCUGGCUCUGGGAGGCGUGAGGGUGAAACCAAACAUCAGGGUGGUUUACUGCAGGGACACUUUCAGCCACCCGACGCUGGAGAACAGCACCAGCUUCUCCUGGCAGUUCAGAUGUCCGUCUCUGAGUCUGCGAGGACGACCUCGUAAGAGAAGAGGACGAGACGGAAAAGACUCGCCCACCUCCAACCAAUCAGAGUCAUGGAUCGAGAGGAUGAAGGAGAACGUGAUGGGCAGCGUGGAGGUGGGCUGUGAAGGCAGCUGGCUCCCUCAUCCUGAAGAACAGCUGUUCCUGGAUCAGCUGUACGUCUUCAUGGACCGCCACGGAUCGCCCAUCCACAAAGUCCCAAACCUCGGCUUCAAGAAGAUCGACCUCUUCCUCAUGUACUCUGUGGUCAAACGGCUCGGCGGAUAUGAAAAGGUGACGUCAGACCGUCUCUGGAAAGUGGUUUAUAACGAGCUGGGAGGAUGUCCCGGUAGCACUAGCGCCGCAACCUGCACCAGGAGACACUACGAGAGGUUGAUGCUUCCUUACGAGGAGCAUCUCAGAGCGGGAGGAACCGAACUCAAAGUCCCAGAAUCCCCCUUGCCACCAAAGCCCAGAGGGAUCAGAGGAAGGAAACCGCUUCAGAGGGGAAGAAAACCAGGACCCAAACCCAAGAAGAUCCUGAUCCCUCCUCCUCCUCGCACUGUGACCAUCAUGUUCCUUUCCUGUGUCUCUGAGCAGAUCGUGACGGCAGACGGCACCGUGGUGGUGAAGAGAGGUCGCGGUCGGCCGCCGGGCAAACGUAACAAAGCCACGCUGAUCGCUCAGGCCAAGCUGAUGGCUCAGCAGCAGGCUAAAGCUAAAGUUAGCGCCACCGCAGAGUGUACGCUGAUCCCACCCAGAGGCAGACCUGGACCGACCCCCAGCAGCACACACAGGGUGCCGCAGCCUCUCCAGACUCCCUCCCUGCAGCCUGUCCAGCCGGCCGUCCUCCCCGCCAACAUGCCCCUCACCCCGGACCUCUCGCCCAUGUCCGCCCCCUUCCUCCCCUUCCAGCCCAAACCCAAGGACCUGAAGGACCGGGUGGAGUGUGCGACUCCGGGCGUGCUGCUCUCCGCUCUGCCCCGUCACUUCGUCGGCGGGUCUCUGGGCGGCUUCAGCCCCAUCAAAGGCCUGUGUCCCCUGGACGUCCUGAGGAGCCGCGUGGGCUUCCAGAGGAACCUGGAGAGCCCGGCCCUGACGCCUCAAGACCCGACCCAACACCACACAACCAUCUACACCCUGCAGCCUAAAAGCGGAAGCCCGGAUACCCCUCAUCCAAGCGGGGACCAGCUCCAGCCUCAGCCUCACCAGCCGCCCCACCUCCACAACCGCUGCUCUGGGUGCAACGUGGACGAGGCGGCGCAGAGAGGGGGCGGCCGGGACGCAAGGAACCGGCUUCCUCUGCCGCCUCUACGGGUGCUGCCAUUGGAUCUGGACUGCAGCGUUCAGGUCCGGCAGCUGAUGAGGACUCGUCUGGACUCGUCUCAGUUCCAGACCUUCACCCGCCGGCUGUCUGAGGCGCUGUCCCAGGACCUGAGCACCAAGCCCCCCUGUUCUCCCAUCACCCCUCCCCCUGAGCAGGCCCUCCCCCUCAACCUCAGCAAGCGCUUCACGACUAAGAGACCCAGCACAGACGGACCGGAACCCAACGCAGAUCAGCCGUCAGCCAAGAGACCCAGAGCGGAGCCGGCGGAGGACUUCAGCCCGAGCAGCCGGUCCAGCUGUGGAGGGAGUGGAGGAGGAGUCCAGGAGGUGGAGAUGAAGAACCAAGAAGAACCUGCGGACCUGAGCUCCCCCAGCAGGAUCAGGGCCUUCCUGCUCGGGCUGCCACCCUUCCAGGUGAAGCUCGAGGAGGAUCUGACCGGGAUGAGGUUCGGGAAAUUCCUUCCUCCUCCCGGAUCCGAGGCUGAAACCCAGCGGACUGCAAAAGAGCGAGGCGACGGAGGAGUAAAGAAAGAAGUGAAGAAGGAGGACGACGUGGCUGAAGCGGAGCAACGCGACACGGAGAAGUUGGAGCAGAAAGAUCCGACGCAGAUGGAGUCCACGACCAUAGCGGUGGAGUUUGUUAAAGGCGAAGACGUCGAGACGGGAAUCCAGGAUGUUAAGGAGGAAGCGAAGAGCUCGGCGAUCUCCUCCGUGGGUCAGAUGGAGGACUUCGGAGGCCAGCAGAUUGGAGACGUAGAGAAAAUGGAGUGUGAUGUUGAAGCCUCCAGCAAAGGGCUGCCGAGCCCCGUCCUGCCGCAGCCCACCGCUCUGGUUCUGGCCCAGCAGAGCUGAAGAGCCCUCAAACACUGUUGUUUUUUAGCAUUAUGGGAUGGAAAAGCUGUCGGAUACGUGGAGGAUUUGGAAUCUGGAAAGUUGUAUCCAGCGUUGGGAGCUUCAGUGGUGGAUCGGCUCAUGUUGGAGCCUGAAUACUCGAAGCAGGGAUGUUUCUUUUCUUCAUCUUUGAGAACAUCUGAACUUCUUUCUGUUUCUGUCUCUUUGUUAUUUCCUGUUUUUUUUUUGUUUUUUUGUGGUUUUCGAUCACAUCAUUGAUUGAACUUUGCAGAGGAAUGUCGACAAAGAGACUCAUGACAAUCACAAAUCAGUUUCUCUUCAUUUCUCUGAUUAUUUCUGUCUCUUUAAGGUUAAAAAAAGAAACAGGAGCGAGACUGUGACUCUAACAAACACUGCCAUAACCCUCCAUAACACUAUUAACUCCAUUAUUCAAUGUUACAGUGAAAUAUUGAAUAAGAUCCUUAUUAUGUAAAAUCAAAAUCAAUAUUACAUCUAUGGGUGAUGCUAUGCAUCAAGACUUCAUUAAUUAGCAUCUAGAGUGUACUGUAGUUUGGUAGCUUCAUUUUUAAAUUGUACUCUACUUCUGUAGAGAAAUAGUUAUUUUCUGAUAAAGUGUUUAGAUGUUAUCUGGAGCUCCGAGUGAAAAGCUCCUCAGUCUUCACAUUAUAGCUCGUUAAGUGAAGCGUUUCUAUAGUCCUGCUCGUUAGCUGAAAUUAUAUAAACUCCCUUUUUCUUACACAUACGUGCCUUAACUGGCCUGCGAUCUGUCAUCGCCGGCUUCAAACAUUCACUUAAAGAGAUACCUUGAUGUUGGACCUGUUUAGUUUGACUUCACUCCUCGGCAGGGCUGGGU